Molecule: messenger RNA, 3000 nt
Organism: Torulaspora globosa
Lineage: Eukaryota; Fungi; Ascomycota; Saccharomycetes; Saccharomycetales; Saccharomycetaceae
Gene: LEC1
Product: Lec1p
Exons: 1
Coding region: 1-3000 (999 amino acids)
Molecular function (GO): phosphatidylinositol binding
Source: RefSeq, a predicted model, not a curated record
AUGCCUAGGACACUAGACCCAACCGAGGAGCAUUAUCUUAAGAGGGAAUUACUCAAGUAUCAACUGGACCGCGAAUUUGCCGCUUUGAACAACCAGUAUGCAUUAAGAAAGUUCGGUUUUCCCUUCAGCAAUGAGGAUCCAAGGGCAAAAAGGUCGUCUAUGAAGCGAGCCUUGAAGCAUGCCAAGAGCAGUGUGUCACCAAGAUCCAGCACAAAUAAGAGCUCCUUGGAAGAAAAGAGCGACAGUUCCUCUGUUGCCCUGCAAGUUGAAACAGAAUUCCCGAUGUUGAGCUACGUAUUGCAGCGGUUCGUCAUACCGUUUCCGCUGUUAUCUAAGGAUUUGGCAUCUGACGAAUCAUUUUGGCAGGAGAAGGUUCAGGUAUUUUUUGAACACUUCAUGGAACUGGGUUUCAGUGAUAGUUAUAACAGGGAGGAAUCUACCAAACGCAAGAAAAUCUCGACAAAAUUGAGCAAAGCUCUGCUGCUGUUAUUCAACUCCGGAAUCGGUACCUCUCAGGAAACAGAAUAUUAUUGCCAAGACAAGUUUAUGCUGAAGCAAAAUGGAGCAAAGAAGAGCACGGUGAUAGAACAAUUUACCAUGCCGAGCAGAGAGAACUUGCAAUAUCUGAUGGCAACCGAACCAAUCUUUAUAGGCGGAUGGGAUCUAAACAUCGUAGCGGUGGUGCAUGAGACGGAUUUGUUUCCGGAAAGAAAGAAAGUGGCCUCUCCGAAAGGCACCCCUUUAUCUCCGAGAUGGAUGAAGAGUACGUUUAGUAUGGCAUCUUCAUCAGCCGCACUGUUCUCAAAACUCAACAUUAUGGAUUCUGGUGAUUCGGCUAAGUCAUCUAAGAACCCGCAUUACUUUAUAUUGAGAGCCUCGCGAGAGUCCGAAUCUAAGCAACAGUACUACACCGCUAAAAGCUAUGAAGAUUUCAAACAACUAUCACAUUCGCUGAAGACGGAUUUUCCAGGAAAAAGACUUGCCCGUUUACCACAUAGGACGAAAAAAAGUGUGCAAGCCGUAGCUACAUCUGACGUUCCUUAUACUCCUAAGGAAAGAAUUAUUUCUACUUUUCCGGAUGAUGUGACGCAAUCUAAUUCGACAGGAGAUAUUGAUAGAACGGAUUCUGCGGAGAACUCAGAUGAAGAUGAGGAUACCGAAGCUAUGGAGGAGUUCCAUGACGCGUGGGAAUUUAGAGAUAGCAAACUUCUCUGCGAAAGAAUGAGAACUUCAUUGAGACAGUACCUACGCACAUUAUGCUCUGACAAGGAGAUCGCUUCGAGUUCUAUCCUUUCGAGAUUUUUCACUGUUUCACCCAUCAAGUAUGAGAUGCUAUCUCGAGAAAUACGUGAAGACAUUGCACAGCGGAAUUUGGUUGACGUGCGAAAUUUGGAGAUUCAAGUAAAGUUCCAAAAACUUGCUUUGGAAAAAUCGCUGAAAUUGCAGGAGUCGAUGAAGGAAUUUAAGACAUCCCUGCUGCGAGAUGAGGGCUAUCUUCUGGGUUUGAUGCAAGAAUUGAAAGUAAAGACCAGGAUGCGCGACCUAUCUCCUCUGUUAUUAAGCUUUGUCGAAUGGUGCAAAAUCUAUGUGUCUUCAACAAUUUAUCAAAUGUUUUUGGGUAAUGACGGCGGUUACGAGUUUUUCAACCAGGUUAAAAAACUGCAUAGAUUAAUGCCUUAUGGAGUGAUGGCACAAAUACUGAAAUUGACGAACCCGAUGGGGAUUAUGAAGGCAAUGAUAGAUUUGUUCAUGGCUCAACCCUUUGGAAGCCAGUCUCUGCUUCAAACUAUGUUUGCUACGGUCCUAUCGGAUGAUUUGAGGAACCAGGAAAAAGUUAUACAAGAACUGGAAACCAAAAUAAUCGAGGUCUCAGCUCUGAAUUUGGAGAUUAUCAAGUGCUUAAAAGCUGUCAUCUUCGAAAAUGAUGAUGGAGCAAUUAUGGACAUGCAAAGUGCUCAAGAGGAGUCGGAAACCACCAAGACCCCCAUAUCCCUGGUAAUUCUGCUGAGGAAAGCCGAAUCCGGAAGCAUUUCGCAUGAGGUGGUAGGAGAAGUUAUCGAGUCUUAUGCAGCAUGGAAGUCAAAACAGGAUAAUCUUGACGAGAAUCAUCCAGAUGGGCCAAAAGACGAAGGUGCUCUAUUCUCUCGCAUCAAGGAACUCUUGCACCUUUACAUUAGGGAGCGGGACAAGAAGCUAAUGAAAAAGCUAUGGCAAGACCCAGAAUUGUCACAGCUGCUCAAAUCAAUCAUGGCACUUCUUUACGAACCUAUGGUUAGAAUUUUCAAGGUCGCGAGGGUGGAUAUUGCGCUGAAGAACUUUGAAAAGUUCAUGAACGAUUUGAUAAAACUUAUUGAUAGUUUCCUUGAAGGACAGCUAGGAGCUUCGACACGCUUUAAUGUUGUUGAAAGCAUUAAUGACCUGGUUACGAAGCAUGAGGACUCAUUUCUCGAGUUUAUCCACGAUGUGUACGUCCAUGAUACCGAAGGAAUAUUCGAAGGGUUUGUAACAUGGAUUGUGGACGUUGUGAAAUUUCUACAACAAAGCAAAUACGGAUCAGCCGACGGUAGGAUCGAUUUCGAUUGCUUGCUGCAAUCCUCCGACAUUGAGGUCUCUCUGUUGAUCAACCAACUGGACAACGUUAUAGAAAAGAAGCAAAUUGCACGGAAGGCCUAUAGCAAGCUUCUGGAUAAGAAGCGGAAAAAAGAUGAUGUUAAAAUCAACCGGCACGCGACGAAAGUUCUUGAAGAGAAAUGGAAGCAGCUGAAUUCCUUUGUCAUGCCUUCUAACACCGAGACAUUGGGUUUGCAGGAUGGAGAUCUGGUCGAUCUGGAUCUCGACGUUGCGGAUUAUGAAGCUCUUUUCGAUGACAAUGAAAAAGAUUUGGAAGAAGAAUAUCAGAUUUUGCUGAAUAGGAAGGUUGACGAGAGCGAGAUCAUGAGAUUUGGCACCCAGGUUUUCGAAGGUGAACUAAGAAAGAUGCUUUCACCUGCGCAUGUUUAA